AUGCACCAUUAUACAGCGGUCGUGAGCUCCACGAUGCCGAGCUGCAAUGGUGCACCCACAAAGGCGUGGAAGCAGACCAUACCCCAACUAUCUUUCUCAUCCGAGAUUGUGCUAAACCCAAUGCUAGCGCUGGCAGCGCUUCAUCUCCAUUCACAUUCACCAAAUGAUGGGGAUACUGCGAUUGCGACGCGCCGGUAUUUUGGCCGCGCCCUCACCCACCACCGCAAUGCGCUGUCUGACUCCGGCGGCGAGGGCUCGUCGGAGCAGCUCUGGCUCUCUGCGGUCUUGCUUGGCCAUAUGUGCUGGUUGUUUGAACACCAACCGCAACCUAAUACAAAGUAUGAGCUGCCUAUACAGGCAUUCAAGAUGCUCGAAGGCGUUGGUGCUCUGUUCAUGCAGAAGAACGUGAAGGGCUACAGCUGGCUAGGGCAGGAAACCCUACCUCACGUCUUGCCAGAUGAGCAUCUUUCUAUAGCCGCUAAAUCACAGCUAUAUGGAAUAGAAGAGGACCUGGCGUACUUACUCACUACAUUCGAUGUGCUGGCUAUGGCACCAAACGCCAGGAAUAUCUACAUCGAAGCGAAAGACUACGUGUUAUACCAUUUUCGGGCCUUCUACUCUGGGGCGGAUGCAAUGAUCCUCCAGCGUUUUGUGGCUUAUAUGGCUGUGCGGUGUCAAGUUGGAUAUCUUGAUAUGCUGCAAAGACACGACCCUCUUGCAAUGGCACUGUUGGCCAGGAUGUUGGUUUUGCUCAAUGAACUAGAUUAUUCUUGGUGGGCGAACGGGAAGGGAGAGUAUGAAGUUGUGGAACGAGACGUCAGAGGGAUAUGCCAACUAAUGCCUGAGAAUUUGCUCUGGACGAUGGAUUGGCCAUGUAUGGUGCUGGAUAAGAAAGUUGUCUUGUGUAGAGAUUAG
Molecule: messenger RNA, 915 nt
Organism: Talaromyces rugulosus
Lineage: Eukaryota; Fungi; Ascomycota; Eurotiomycetes; Eurotiales; Trichocomaceae
Exons: 1
Coding region: 1-915 (304 amino acids)
Biological process (GO): regulation of transcription by RNA polymerase II
Molecular function (GO): DNA-binding transcription activator activity, RNA polymerase II-specific
Source: RefSeq, a predicted model, not a curated record